AUGUCGGUCCUUGAUCUCGCAAACUGGAUGAAGUACCUGGAUCCCAGCGCACGCGUGAUCGAUUCUUACAUCCCCUGCAGCCACGAUGCGUCGGCCUAUAAAUACGAAGGAGGCGACAAUGGAUUUCAUGAGUUUGUUGGCAGUAUCUGCCAAAUCUCCAAUUACACCGGCCAGCUCCUGGCAGGGUCUCGGUGGUUUGAUAUGCGGAUCACCCUCGAGGGGAAGACCCUGGUGAUGAAGCAUGGUGUCAUCACGUUCCAAUCCUUCGAGAAAGUUCUUCGUCAAAUCAAAAGUUUUGCCGACUCCCAUAAAUCCGAAUUUCUUUUCCUUGACCUCGACCUUGCCCAUGGUGAUGGUAUCGCAGGCGACGUUCUCGCCAUGUUGAUUAAGGUCCUAGGAGACGGCAAAGAAGAUGCAUUCGCAACCGCGCACGUUGGCCCUGACGGCAAAAUGUACAACACAGAUCUCACCUGGGCUAAGCUCCGGCAGGACGGGAAGCAAUACGUUAUCAUCUGKGGCGAAGACGGGAAGGUCAACGGUGAGAUGAAAUACUACGACAGCGGCAAGCUCUGGGCUCCACAAGCCAGAAACAUUCGUGAUAACUGGAUAGAUGACUACGAAAAUAAAUCGCCAGAGGAGAUUGUGGCGUGGCUUGACGAGGCGCUGGGUCUGUGGAAGAAGGAGAGGCUGUGGAUAACCCAGCUCAUCAACACUCCGAAACGGUCCUAUAUGCCUGGUCACCACCCCAGUGACUGUGAUCAGAGAGCAGCGCCGGUCUUCAAUAAAUGGCUCACCAAAUUCAAACCCAGUGAUAAGUUGGGUAUCGUCAAGCGCGACUUUGUCAAUGAAGGUUGGAAUGAAGCUGGCAUCUCCUAUGUUAUCCGUUUGAAUAAAUUUGCCCAGAGCCCUGAGAUUCCUCUGGGCGCAACCAUCAGCUAUUUGAGCAAUAUUCGGCUCAGGGCACCGGAUGGGCGUUACCUCGCCGUGGACACCAACCCGCCCGGCAACACAAAUCUCAGCUUAGUGACCCUGGUGAACGGACGAGGGGAUAAUACUCGUUUUCUGAUCCGCGAGUAUCGGAAGGAUUCAACUUGGGGAUGGCCGUUAAGCGGCAAUCUGGACGCAGACUCGUGCGGCGCCAACGGCAAUGUCCGCCUUGUUCAUGUCGACAGCACGAUUGGUGACGAUACUGUGGUGUCCUGCGCGAAGAAUUCCGGAGGCUUUAUGUACUGGGGUGUAGGCUGGGGUCCAGCAGAUAACUGGGAGACGUUCCUUCCAUACGAUCCUGCCAACCCCCAAAGCAGCUUUGCGAUUCGCGAAGGCAGUACUAUUGUCCUUCGCACUCUGUGGCACAUGUACUGGAAGGCAGGCCAAGAUGAGAACGACUAUACGAGACUCUAUGCAAGCACGGGAGCCAUCGAAGAUGCCACGCAGUUCGUGGUGGAGAAGGCAUGA
This is a messenger RNA of Aspergillus pseudoviridinutans, 1455 nucleotides long. RefSeq lists its product as uncharacterized. Gene Ontology annotation, biological process: lipid metabolic process. Gene Ontology annotation, molecular function: phosphoric diester hydrolase activity. The coding region runs from base 1 to 1455 and encodes 484 amino acids. The record is from RefSeq and is a predicted model, not a curated record. Lineage: Eukaryota; Fungi; Ascomycota; Eurotiomycetes; Eurotiales; Aspergillaceae. The transcript has a single exon.